AUGGAACCCUCUACUAAUGCCCCCCCUUCCCAAACAACACCCGCUGCCCAAGCUGGACCUGCUGUCCAAGCUGAACCUGUUCCCACUCCAAUAAAUGCUGAGGCACUUCCACCUAGACCUAGUGAUAAAACCAAAGUGAGUGAGAUAGCUGUUGAUUGUGGUAAUAAUAGGAAGAAGUCUACUGCUUGGGAUCAUUUUGAAAAAAUAAAAAUCAGUGAGGGUCAAUUUAAGGCUGUCUGCCAUUAUUGCCAAAAAACUUACCGUGCUAAUAGUAAGGGUCAUGGUACUACUAAUUUAUUGAAUCAUACACCAAAUUGUGUUAAGAACCCUAAUAGAGCUUCACUUAAAGGGCAACAAACCUUAGCAUUUGAACCCAAAAUGAAUGGGGAGGAAGGGUUUAAGCUUGUACCAACAGCCUUUACUGUUGAGGCUUCUAGGAAGGCACUCGCAGAAAUGAUUAUAAUAGACGAGUUGCCUUUUAGGUUUGUUGAAGGGUAUGGGUUUCAAAAAUAUUCAACAACCUUACAACCUAAGUUGCAAAUUAGGGAUAUCCCAUCUCAUCAAACUGUGGCUAGAGAUGUGAUUAGCAUUUAUGGUGUUGAGAGAGAGAAACUAAGGGAAGCCUUGAAAGGUCGUAGGGUGUGCCUUACUACGGACACAUGGACUAGUAUUCAAAAUCUGAAUUAUAUGUCCCUCACAGGUCAUUUUAUUGAUGAUGAUUGGAACUUGCAUAAGAGAAUUUUGAAUUUUUGUCUAGUGGAAGACCAUAGGGGGGAGACUAUAGGUAGAAAGAUUGAGAUGUGUCUCCGUGAGUGGGGUGUUGAUGGCAUAUUCACCUUGACAGUGGAUAAUGCUUCCUCUAAUGAUGGUAUGAAAGAAAUUGAUGCGUCCAUUGCUAAGGUGCGUGAAGCAGUGAGGUGGAACUCUACCUAUCUCAUGUUAAAUACUGCUGAAAAAUUUGAGAAAGUGUUCCUAAGAAUGGACUUUGAGGAUGAUAGCUAUUCUUCAUACUUUUUGAACAAGGAAAAUAGUGGUGGUUUGGGAUCUCCUUGUGGGGUUGAUUUUCAAAAUUGUAGGACAUUUGUGGGUUUCUUGAAACUUUUUUACAAUGCAACUAAAAAGUUCUCCGGUUCUUUGUAUGUGACUUCAAAUACCUUCUUUGAUGAGAUGUUUGUGAUUCAAGAAAAUAUUGCUCAUUUAAUUAAAUCUCAAAAUCAUCUCUUGAAAAACAUGGCAACUAAAAUGGAAGCUAAGUUUGAAAAGUACUGGGGGAAAGGGGAUAAAAUUAAUAAGCUUUUGUAUGUGGCUGUGGUGCUUGAUCCAAGGAAGAAAAUGAGGUUUUUGAAGUUUUCUUUUUUUGAAAUAUAUGGGAAUGAAGUGGCUAAUGAGAUGGUUGACUUGGUGGGGAAUUUUAUGGCUAGGUUGUAUGAUGAUUACUCUAGGGUUGAUUCACCAAAUGUGGUGCUACCAAGUGAGAAUGAGAGGACACACAUGGAAGGUGAUACAGUUGGUUGUAGUGAUCCGUAUGCAAUGGUUAAUUCACGAUAUGAGCGGUUUUUAGAGGUUGAGAAGUCUAUAGGGUGUAGCAAUGAGAUGGAAAAAUAUUUGGCUGAAAAUUGUGAGAGUAGAAGGGAUGGGAAAUUUGAGAUUUUGAGGUGGUGGAAAGCCAAUUCAGAUAGGUACCCAGUGCUGUCCAAAAUGGCUAGGGAUGUGCUGGCUGUACCUGUUUCUACGGUUGCUUCAGAAUCGGCUUUUAGUACCGGAGGGCGCAUACUUGAUCCAUUUCGAAGUUCACUCUCCCCUCUCAUGGUUCAAAAUCUUAUUUGUGCUCAAAACUGGUUGCAAGCCCAUGUCCCAAUUUCUUUUCGCAAGUCAAAGGACGAGAUGGAGGCCUUGGAGGAUGAAUUUCAUGAAUUGGUUUUAAAUCAAGCAACAACAGCAGCAAGUUCUAGUUCCUGUUCAAACAAAGGUGGUACUCGUACCACAGUCAAUAUUGAUGAAUGA
Quercus lobata is the source of this 2004-nucleotide messenger RNA. Its product is annotated as zinc finger BED domain-containing protein RICESLEEPER 2-like. Gene Ontology annotation, molecular function: DNA binding; protein dimerization activity. Bases 1 to 2004 code for a protein of 667 amino acids. Lineage: Eukaryota; Viridiplantae; Streptophyta; Magnoliopsida; Fagales; Fagaceae. The record is from RefSeq and is a predicted model, not a curated record. The transcript is spliced from 4 exons.